AUGGCGACGGGGAAAAGCUACUACGCAAGGCCAAGCUACAGAUUUCUCGGCACCGAUCAGUCAUACUUCGCCGCAACAGAUUCCGGACUCGAAUUCGACGAAUCCGAUCUCUACGCUUCAUCCGGUGGUUCGAUCCACUCAGAUUCGCCGGAUUUUCGUCGCAAAAUCUCUGCAUCGACCCGAUCCGGUAAAAAACCGUCGAAUCGGCCCUCCUCGUGCGCCGUUUCAUCAGCCGUAGCAGCGUCGUCGCUUCCGGUGAACGUCCCCGACUGGUCGAAGAUUCUCCGUGAGGAACACCGAGAUCAUCGCCGGAGAAGCAUCGAGGUUGACGACGACGGAGAUUACGAAGACGGUGGCGAUUGGUUGGAUGCGAGCGGAGGAAGAGUACCGCCGCAUGAGUUUCUGGCGAGGACGAGAAUGGCUUCCUUCUCGGUUCACGAAGGAGUUGGGAGGACAUUGAAAGGAAGAGAUCUGAGUAGGGUCAGAAAUGCAAUUUUUGAGAAAAUUGGGUUCCAAGAUUAA
Messenger RNA from Arabis nemorensis, 522 nucleotides. The record is from the annotation of a GenBank genome assembly. Lineage: Eukaryota; Viridiplantae; Streptophyta; Magnoliopsida; Brassicales; Brassicaceae.